This is a messenger RNA of Cryptotermes secundus, 3736 nucleotides long. RefSeq names its product glutamyl-tRNA(Gln) amidotransferase subunit B, mitochondrial (gene GatB). Lineage: Eukaryota; Metazoa; Arthropoda; Insecta; Blattodea; Kalotermitidae. Gene Ontology annotation, biological process: glutaminyl-tRNAGln biosynthesis via transamidation; mitochondrial translation. Bases 78 to 1781 code for a protein of 567 amino acids. The record is from RefSeq and is a predicted model, not a curated record. The transcript is spliced from 10 exons. Gene Ontology annotation, molecular function: glutaminyl-tRNA synthase (glutamine-hydrolyzing) activity.
CAUGCAUUGAAGAGAACUGUAAUAUCAGGACACGAGGGAAGUAUGGCGAAACUCACUUGAAAGAAGAAAGUGUGAUUAUGAUUUUAUUAUACAGUGAAGGGAAAUCAGUAUUUACAUUUGCUUUGCCCGCACUACUCAUACGUGCGUGGACAUGUCGUAAUUUUAGCGUCAAUAAUAAUGACGCGAAACAUUUUCUUUCGCGCAAGGUUAAGUCCUACGUUUCUCCAACUUCAACGUAUACAACCGAAACAAAAUUUAAGAAUAAAAAGCAGUCAUACUGGAAGAGUGUUGUUGGACUGGAAAUUCAUGCCCAGAUUACAUCAACGUCCAAACUCUUUUCUCAAGCUGGGACUGAAUUUGGUGUGCCAGUGAAUGCAAAUGUAUCAUUCUUUGAUGCAGCUAUCCCUGGCACUCUGCCUAUGUUGAAUCGAAGGUGUGUUGAGGCCGGAGUACUCACAGCUUUAGCACUCUCAUGCAGGGUGAAUCCCGUUUCCUUCUUUGAUCGAAAACAUUAUUUCUACUCGGAUCUCCCUGCUGGUUAUCAAAUCACACAGCACAGAGUUCCUUUGGCACAAGAAGGAGUAUUAGAGUUUCAUGUGUUCACUCCUGGUUCCCAUCAUAAACCUUAUAGUAAGAAAUCUUGUAUCAAGCAGCUUCAGUUGGAACAGGACAGUGGCAAGUCACUUCAUGAUGAAGAGGCUUGUAGGAGUCUGGUUGAUCUGAACCGUGCAGGAAUACCGCUUAUGGAGCUGGUAUUUGAACCUGAUCUUGAGGAUGGAGAAGAGGCAGCAGCCUUGGUUAAAGAGCUGAUGCUCAUUCUGCAACGUUUGGGUACAUGCUCAUGUAAAAUGGAAGAGGGAGCUUUAAGAGUGGAUGCCAAUGUGUCAGUUCAUCAUGAAGGAGAACCAUUAGGUGUACGGACUGAAGUGAAAAAUAUUGGAAGUGUAAGGGCAGUAGGACAUGCCAUCCAAUAUGAAAUUCACCGCCAAGUUAAGGUACUUGAAGCAGGAGGAGUAAUUAUUAAUGAAACACGUGCAUGGGAUGCUGACAGUAAGCAGACUGUUCCUAUGCGAGACAAGGAAGAGAAACAGGAUUACCGUUACAUGCCAGAACCAAAUCUUCCACCACUGCGGGUUCUGCUGAAUGACCAACCAGCUGUACCAAACACUUACAGAGAUCAUAUAAAUGUUCAGUGCCUUAGAAGAAAAUUGCCAGAAUUGCCAAGUGAAACGAGGGCAAAGUUAACAAACAAAUAUGGAAUAUCACCAGAAUCUGCAGCCAUAUUAGUUAAUGAAAAUGUUCUGUUGCAACAUUUUUAUGAUAUAAUGGAAGAAAAAAAGAGUCGUGAUCCAAAACUAUCAACAAAUAUUUUAAUCAUGGAGCUCCUUACUAUAUUAAACAAGAAAAAAUUGUCACUGGAAGCCAGCCCAUUUCCUUCUCAUACUCUGGGAGAGAUAGUGGAUCUUCUACAAAGUGAGAAAAUAAAUCUAGUUACUGCACGGAAGAUACUUCAGGAAAUCAUAUCUGGUAAUUCUAUGUCUCCAUCAGAGGUGGUGGAGAAGUAUGAAUGGACUCAAAUCACCAAUCCAAGUGAAAUUGAAAAAGUGUGUACAGCAGUAAUAGAGCAAAAUCCAAAGCUGGUGGAACAGUUUUGUUCUGGAAAAACUAAAGUAUUUAAUUCUCUUGUAGGAAAAGCCGCUAAAAUAACAGAGAACAGGGCUAACAUGGCAACCGUAGUUCAAGUACUCACAGCCAAAUUAAGGAAAAUACAGAAUCCUUAAAUCGUAAUAGAAACCACUGUAUCAUGUUUAAAAUAAAGGUAUUUUAUAAGGAGAAUAUCAACUUUGUGAAUUUUCACGCAAAAAUCUUUGUCUCCAUGUAUCAUGUAUACACAUUGGUAUACAAGUGAACCAACAGAAAAAUAUCUGAAAGCCAUGACAAAACUUUAUAUGUCAUGUCUUAAGCAUUUUCACUGUCACUGCUAAAUGUUUAGCUAACUGGGGAAACAGUUGGACAAACCCUUGCUGUAAAUGUUUCCUUGCUUUUCAGUCAAAUCACAGUUUUUUUGUGUGUGUAUCCCCCCUAACUGUGCAAACUUUUAAAAGCCUAGAAUCUCCAUUUAUGUUUCUAUGUCACCAAACCCUCAUUAACAUAAAUUUUAAAUAAAAUUCAAAACAGUAUCCUUGCUUUAAUCCUUUGCGUACUCUAAAUUCUUUCAACAACUUUUUCUCAACCCUUACAUAGCCUACGAUGUCUUCAUAAAAGUUCCUUACUGUUUUAACAUAUGCUGCAUUUAUUGCUAACUCUCCAACAAUCUACAUUGUCUUGAACCUCCUACAGAUCAAUGAAUGUCAAAUGCAAGACUCAUUCAUGAGUUGAUCUCAUUUUGUACGACUGAUUUAAUGUAAAAACACUGCCAAUAUAUGAACCUCCUCUGUUUCAUCUGUUCCUUUCAGAAUUCUCCCACACAUAAGCCCAAUGAAAUCCAUGACUGUCCUUGCCUGGCAAUUCUUAUACCUGUUCUUUUAUCUUUCCUAACAUUUGAUGUUACCCACUUUAUUUUCUAUAUAAACACUCAAUGAACAAUGAGAGGUCACAGAAGUCACUGUUUUGUUGUGAAAGAAGAAUGAAAACAUUGAGAAUGGUUGACUUAAGGCAUUCUUGAGCAUUGUAUUGACAAAAUAAUGACUGCUGCUAAAAUCAUAAAAACUCUAAUGACAAAUGUGAGGAAUAAGGGCACCUCAUAUUACGUUCAACAUGGUUCAGUCCCCUUGUCAGUGUGACAUUUUACAUGUGGGGGUUAAUCGCUUGGUAAAUAUAAAUUUUCAUAAAACUGAAUAAUAAAAAUAUAGCAUGUUCUUGACUACUUUUAUAUAGAACUAGAAAUUUCUACCAAAAUCCCACAGCCAACAUUUUAUAACACUUCUUGCAUGAUGUACUUACAGACUGUCCACUUUAAUAGUUAAGGUACGGAUAUGCAUAAACUUCACUUAACUGUCCAGGAGAUGAGCCAUUAUCAGUACUGUCCUUAAAAGUAUAAGAAAUUAAAACAGGAACCUUGGAUUUUCGACCAGAAUGGCACAAUUCAAAGCAGACAGUCAGUACUAUAAAACCAUAUAAAGGUAAACUUUCUGUUGAAAAAUGUGUCUUCAAAAUUUGAUACCAUGCAGAAAAUACAAAAAAACGUUUACAGAAGUUAAUUUAUAAUUUAUUUAAAAUAAGCAGCAACAAAAUAUUAACAUAAAAAUGGAAUUAUAUAUAUUCUCAUAAUAAUGCAGAAAUGACCAGAAACAUUCAUUACAUUGAAUCAAAAUAUAAUAUAUGCCUAAUAUGACUCUGUACACACAAAUCUGUAGAAAUACAUUUACUGCAAUACACUGUACAUCAAGUUGUACCAUUGCAACACAAUGAGUCCAUGCUUUACCACGUCCCAUGCCAUUGCAAGAGAACUCUGGUGAAAGCCAAUGGACUUCCAGUGUAAAAAGUACAGUAGUAUACACUCAAAAUGUUGUAUUUCUAUAGCUUUCCAUAACAGUAGGGGAAAAAAAAGAGCAUUAAAUUAUUUAGUUGGACAUUAACUUUAGAAAAGAAGCGACUCUCAACAAUCUUCAUUAUAUUUACUCUCAAUACAGGUGAUUCAAUUGUAAACAUAAAGUGGGGUAUAAAGCAAUGUAAGAAAAGACUAUUUCAUUCAGGGUAACCAUACAUCUUACUUUCUUCCGUCAUUUUUUUUAAA